Molecule: messenger RNA, 1045 nt
Organism: Fomitiporia mediterranea MF3/22
Lineage: Eukaryota; Fungi; Basidiomycota; Agaricomycetes; Hymenochaetales; Hymenochaetaceae
Exons: 4
Coding region: 510-755 (81 amino acids)
Source: RefSeq, a predicted model, not a curated record
UCACUUUGGUAAUCGGACUGUGGGCCGAAUACCCAAGGGUUUCUGUCCCGUGCCGACUGAGCCAUCGCGGACCACCCCGAAAACAUGUUGCGCAGGUCUGUCUUCCCACUGACUAUUCUCGUACUCUUUACCGCGAUACGCAACAUUACACGCACUUUCUAAAAAAUGACAUUGGAUUACCUUUAAGGGUGACGGACUAAGCACCACCGCAAAGAAGGUAUCUAGUGCGGGUAAAGCCGUUUCACUGGUCUCGAAAGCGGUAUGCAGGGAUGAACGGAAUGCACAGCCAUCACGACCGUCUCGUGAUACAGGUUCCACCGCUCAACCGCGCGUAGACUUGCAGAUGCGCGGUCACACUAAUGACGCGUUAUGACUGCUUGCUAUUAGUCCACGACCUCCAUUCGCGCCCUAUAAAGUCUCGAAGCUUCCGUUGCAUCUCUGCAUCAUUCCGUCUCUUUCUUCAUCUACAGUCUCAACUUUCUUGUACCAACUUUACAUUGUCCAAUAUUAUGUGUACAUACGAAUGCUUCGGCGACUACUAUCGCGGAUGUCAACACUAUGUUAUACGUUACUACUCUGGAGAACGAGCCGACUGCAUGUCUCCGGACUGUAAGACGAGCUCAGAGCACAAACAUAAAUCCGCUCGCGAUUGCGUGUGUCCAAAGGUACAAUUAGACAACAAGCGCGUCGUAAACAUGUUCCAAUUCAAGUGCGAUACGUGCAUGGAGAGUGCACGCGCUCGCAGCUAUCGAUGAAGCGAUGAUGUCGGCUUAAGCGCUUUUUUUAUCCUUCUCCUUCGAUUUGUACUGGCCCCUUCAUCUCCCUGUCAUUCCAGAAGCCUGCCGCCCCCACGGCACCGUGCUUCUCACAUGCGUUCCUGGAGAGCGAGUCUGCACUUUUUGCGCAAUCGAUGGGACGAGUUUCUCUUGGAAUGUUCCCUCUAUGUAUUGAUUAUCCUCGUCUGAAAGUACAAAUCCACAGUCCUCGGUGUACACUAAUAGCCACCCUGUAACAGCUCCUCAUCACGUUUCAAGUUGACAAUUCA